Effrenium voratum is the source of this 735-nucleotide messenger RNA. NCBI's taxonomy places the organism in Eukaryota, Dinophyceae, Suessiales, Symbiodiniaceae. The record is from the annotation of a GenBank genome assembly.
AGCCUUUUGAGCGUCAAGCCGUCGUAGCGAAGUAGCUUCUUGCUCAUGCUGGCAAAGUUGGUGUUGCUUUGUGCUGUGACUGGCGCCCUUGCAGGUUUGAAAUGGGGUUCAGUCAAUCAGACCGACAGCAAGGAGAAUCCAGAGCCGGACUCCAGCGAUUUGCAGGGCAUGGAGAGCACAACCGAGCCUGACGGCUCGGAUGUCGCAAGCAAGAAGCGGCUUCCGUCGUGGUUGCUGUCACUAUCACCACCACCACCUCCACCUGUGGGGCCAUACAACCCUUACCCGGCCACCCCCGGGGCCGACUUCAUUCGCUACCUCAACCACGACUUCAAGCAAGGCUAUGUCCUGCACCAGGAGCACGAUCCAAGCAUACAAGACCCAUGGAAGUGUUGGACCGUGACCAAGGAGAAGGGAUUCAACGCCAUGUCCUACAGCGCCGUCCACAGAGACUGCUACUUCAAAAAUGUGCCUGUUCCUUUCCCGGGUGCCACCGCCUUGGAUCCGUGGCACGACGGCUUUUGCCAAGUGAAGAUGUGAGGUGAGGAGCGAAAGGCACACGCCUAAUUUUGUGCUCCAGCCGGAACAGCCCACAGGAAUUACCGCUGGCGGCUGUGGCCCCCAUUUUGCUCGUGCUUAGGCAUGACAGCUAUCCAGCACGAGGCAGGGGGAUUUUAAUACUAGAGAUGUGUUAUACACAGGCACGAUCUCGAGCUUGUCUCAAAGCCCGCACAG